Molecule: messenger RNA, 4264 nt
Organism: Mercenaria mercenaria
Lineage: Eukaryota; Metazoa; Mollusca; Bivalvia; Venerida; Veneridae
Product: zinc finger protein 728-like
Exons: 2
Coding region: 70-1557 (495 amino acids)
Source: RefSeq, a predicted model, not a curated record
UAUCACGCCAUAUGCAGGUCAAUAAACACGUAAACACAGGUAAAACAAAGUUUAAGAUACUUUCGGGCAAUGAUGUCAUGUAAAACCGAAUCAGAUGUUGAAGCAGUUCGAAGAGAGGAUUCCAAAAUAAUGAAAUACAACUGCCGUGUAUGUAAAGCUAGUUUUCCAUCCAGUGAACUCUUUGAAAUGCAUCAACAGUAUCAUGCUGGAGAGCGGAAAUUUAAAUGUCCGGUUUGCAAUUUAGCAUUUAAAAGAAAAGAACACCUUAGUCAACAUAUGGCAAUACAUAUAGGUAUAAGACCAUAUAAAUGUGGCGAAUGUGACUUUGCCUUUAAGCAUAAGUUUGAGCUGAACAGACACAUGGAGACGCAUGAAAAUGUUGGAGAAGUAUGUCCUGUUUGUAACAAAAUUGUAAUGCGUCUUAAAAAACAUAUGUUAAUUCAUAAAGAAAAGGAACACACAUGUGAUGUUUGUGGUAAAGCGUGGGCCAGGCGUUCGGAUUUAACGGAACAUAGAAAAACGCAUACAGGGGAAAAGAAAGGCACAUGCAAUAUAUGCAAGAAGACAUUCAAACAAGACUACUUAAAAAUACACAUAGAAAAGCAUAUGGUAAAUGGUGAAAAGAAAUAUAAAUGUGAUGUAUGCGACAAAUCGUUCAUGCAUGAAUUGUAUUUAAAACAUCACAUGCGCGUCCAUACAGGUGAUGCUUUAAAACCUUGUCCUAUUUGCGGUAAGGGCAUCUCCAGCCGAAGCUUCAGACCUCACAUGAAGAUACACACAGGACAGCGGGAUUAUGUGUGUGAAAUUUGUCAGAAAGCCUUUCACAAUAAAUCGAAUUUGAAUCAGCAUUUGUUAGUUCAUACUGGAGAAAAGAAGUUUACUUGCGACGUAUGCAAUAAAAAAUUUGGAACUAAAGGAAAUUUGAAUAUUCAUAAAUCUAUACACGAGAAUGGUAAUUACCCAUGUCCUUUAUGUGGAAAAGUAUUUGGGGUAUUUAAAAAUAUGAAACGUCACAUUACGUUUCAUCGUGCCAAAGAGAAUGUCUGCUCCAUAUGCCACGUGACAUUUCGUUUCCGGAAGCACAUGGAACAGCACAUGAAAACACACACGGAUGAGUUCCGAUGUGGAAUAUGUAACAAAGGAUUAAAAUCACGCCUUCAUCUAGAUCAACAUAUUCUGGAGCAUAAUAGACAGGACAAAAACAUGCAGUUUGUAUGCAAAAUUUGCGGAAUUACUUUCGUCAAUUGGCCGAGUUUGCAAUACCACAGAAAAAGGCAUUUGUCUGCGGAGAGUAAUAUAUGCAAGACAUGUAACAUGAAUUUUUCGACUAAAAUACUUUUAAAGGAACAUAAAAAACUGCAUUCCCGUGGACGAAAGUAUGUCUGUCCUCUAUGCGAAAGAAGAUUUGAAAUCAAGAGGUUGUUACGUAAUCAUUAUGCUGCACACAUGGAGAAAGGGGAGUACAGAUGUGAUAUUUGCAACAGUUCCUUUAAUUGCGAAGAAUAUGUUCAUAAACAUGUAGCAAUUCAUUUCAGUGGCAUUUGUCUGCCACUGUAGUUAUUCUUUUGAUACUCCGUACCAUUUAAAUACGUAUCAGUCAGUUUGAAAACUGCACAGAAACAACUAACCAGAAAUACUAAUACAUAGUACAUGUAGAAUGUUACACUGCGCAUGUCCAGUUUUCAAACAUAUAUCGCCGUGAAAGGUUUUUCUAGACUGUGGGAGAGUCUCCUAAACAUGUGAUUGGUCUCCUGGUGUAUUGAUUACCUAGUUUGAGCAUGUGGUAGUACAUCUCAUCCAAGGUGCUGAUUGCUCUUGUGAGUAUGAUACCGGUCCUGGAUUCAAGUUCUAAGUUUAAAUCUGGAGGGAAAACGUUCUCAGCAAGUUUUUCACAGCGGUAACCUAUCAUUGCGAUCAUCUGAUGUACCGUUAGGGGGAGUGAUCGCCCCAGGGAGUUUGCCACAGAUUAUUUAGCAUUGAUUCUGCACUAAACAUAAAGAAAUUUUAAAAUAUUUGAAAGCUUGAAAAUUAACUUUGCACAAAUUAACUCUGGAGAACAUUAUUUUGAGGUUUAAUGCUUGUAUUACACUGGAUAAAUCCUAGAUUUCCUUAGACUUUGUAGAUAAUGUCGGUAUAUAGGUUGAAAGCAAAACGCUUUGAAUUCAUGUUUUGUUUAAAAUAGAUACGUUUUACUUAUUUUUAGUUUGACUAUAUAUUUGGAGAGCUGUCCUACUCUACCUGGCGUCGGCGUCCAUCCGCGGCCGCACUUUGAUUAAAGUUUUGAUGCAUUAUCUCUUUAUUUGUUAUUAAUUGAUGGAUUUGCUUCAAAUAAAAAAAAAUGUUGUUCCUCAUUAUCACCCACAUCAUAUGGCACAAGGGUCAUAACUCUUUCACCAAUAUUUCACGAAUUAUUUCCCUUUUAUUUUGCAACUUCAUGUUAAUGUUUUGGUGCACUUUCACUUUAUCUCAUUUCUCAGUUACUACUAAAUUAUUAAUAGAUUUGAUUCAAACUUAAAAUAGUUUUUCCACAUCAUCCCCCACAUUAUAAGACAUAAGGUUUAUAACUCUGGUGCCAAGUUUUAAUGAAUUAAGCCGCCUUUUAACUUAUAUUUUUCUAUUAAUGUUGAUGCAUUUUCACUAUAUCUCACAAGGGAUUUGAUUCAAACUUAAAAUAAUUGCUCAUCACCACCGGCUUCAUCAUUUGAGACAAGCGCCAUAACUGUGACACCUGUAUUUUAUGAGUUAUCCCCCUUUUGAACUUGAAAUUUCAGUUUAAAGUUUUUAUGCACUUUCACUUCAUCUCUGAUAAUACCGGAUGGAUUUGAUUCAAACUAAGAAUAGUUUUACUACAUCAACAUCCACGUCAUAUGAUACAAGGUCCAUAACUCUUUCACCAAUAUUUCAUGAACUAUGCCCCCUUUUUACUUGGAAUUUCAGGUUAAUUGGGGUACGCCUUCACUAUAUCUUUGUUAUUACUUAAUGAGUUUGAUUAAAACUUAAAUUAGUUUUUCAAUAUCAUCAUCCUCGUCAUAUGGCAUAAAAACAAUCACUCUGGUACACAUGUUUUACGAGUUAUAUCCCCUUGCUACUUAAAAUUAGUUUAAUUUUGAUGCCUUUUAUAUCUGCUGUUACUAAAUGGAUUUAAUCAAACUUAAAAUGGUUAUUCCACAUCAUCACUCACAUCAUACAACACAAGUUUGAUAAUGCUGGCACCAGUACUUUAGGAGUUAUGCCCUCUUUUUACUAGUAGUAUUUCCGGUUCAAGUUGCGAUGCACUUUUGCUGUAUCUCCAGUUUUCUUAAAUGAAUUUGAUUAAAACUUAAAAUAGCUGUUCCGAAUUAUUAGCCACAUGAUAUGCACAUGAUUCAUUACUGUUGCAGAAGUUUUCCACAAAUUAUGUUCCUUUUAUACUGAUCUAUUUUCAUUGAGACUUAAGCUAUUGCCCAAUAUCGGCAACCACAUUUGAGUCAUUUAACACUCCAGUGACAGCUCAAGCUUCCUCAGAUGUACCCAGUUUCACUAUCCAGCAUCGAAAUAGCCCAGCACUGUCCCCUGUGACAGCUCUUGUUUGUUUGAGCCUCGCCAUUAGAAAACCAACACAGUGCGUUUGCGACUAGCAUGGAUCCAGACCAACCUUCGUAUCCGUCAGGAUCCAUGCUGAUGCGAACGGUUUCUCUAAUUGCAAUAGGCUUUGAAACCGAACAGUAUAGAUCCUGACCAGUGGUGCGGCUCAUUCUUUGUUUAAUAGCAUAAUAUAUGUAGAGUAUAUACGGUAUAUCACUUGGUUAUUUACUGGCGGGAAUCUUUUUUCUAGUAAUUGGUAUGCAUGCUUAAAGCUGAUGUUAGUUGUAUAUUUGUCAUCUGUGAAUAUGGUUUUGAAUUAAAAAUAUUAACCCACAAAGACAAGUGUUAUUUAUAUAAUACUACAAUAAAUAAUGAGCAUGUGAUUUACAUUCUAACAACUACUUUGUAUUACGCAGUUGUAAAAUUGUUGAACAUAUAUACAUUUUCGAAGUAAUAUGUUCAGCUUCUGUCAGAAUACUAAAUAAUGUUUACUGUAAAAUCAUUUAAUUUCGUGGGCAUGAAAUUUCGUGGUUUUGGUCAAAACGGCAAUUUCGUGGGGAUAUGAAUUCGCGGAUUUCAACUUUUGAACAUAAAAUGAAUAUGAAUUUUACUUGUUCGUUGGGAUUAAAUUUCGUGGAUUGACUCAACCACGAAAUCCACGAAAAUUAGUCCCCCACGAAUAUUAAUGAUUUCACAGUAU